Nylanderia fulva is the source of this 3689-nucleotide messenger RNA. The record is from RefSeq and is a predicted model, not a curated record. Lineage: Eukaryota; Metazoa; Arthropoda; Insecta; Hymenoptera; Formicidae.
UCAUGCUCGUGACUCGGACAGAAGCAAGUUGGAAAGCAAAUAAAAAGCAUAAGUACACGUAGUGUAAAGUGAUAAGUUUUUCUACAGUCGGCAUAUAAUCACAUUAAUCGGUUAUUGUAAUAAGUCGAGGCUGAUGCUGUAAUAACUCUACUUUAUUGAAGAUUUGCAAAUCAAGAUUCUAAUUCAAAAUAAUUUUCAUUGGAUUCAAUAUUGUUGCCAGCGAUCUAAAGAUUUCUUUAUCUCUUCUUUAAAAAACGAUUGUGGUUGAAAUCAAAUCUACUCUUGCAUUCCGAAGUAACAUUUUGAUGUAAGUUAUCAUUGAAUCUUAAAAAUAGAUCAAAACUUAAGAAUGGAUCGAAAGAGAAAAGCUGUCGAAAAUGUGUCUCAAAGACAUUUCCGACGACUUAAGGAAAAAUGUUAUGAACAUUCUAAAGAGGUAGAUCAUGUUAUCAAUGUGUCAAAUUUAUUACCAAUUGAAGAGAAACAGAAUUCAGCUAUGAAUUCUGUAUAGUUAAGUAAUAUUAAAGAACCGAUAUUAUUAGAAGAUAACAAGACAGCACAAAACGUAAAUGAUACAAUAAUAGAUAAUGACAUUGUAUUUCCACAAGAUUCUGACAAAAUAUUAAUUUCUUCAUGCACAACCAACAAUGGCAAUUAUCAUUCUCAGAGUGAAAUAUGCACUGAGGCAUACAAUCUGAAUUGUAUAAAAUUACAAUUACGUCUAUGGAGUCUAUUAAACAAUAUUCCACAUACAUCUGUAACCAAGGGCGUCCGCAGAGGGGGGCAAACCGGGCACUUGCCCCCUCUAGAAAAGCAAAUUUUUUCACAAAUUUAUGUUUUUUGAAGCUUGUUUGAAAUUUCUGCUUAACAAAUUAAAUCAUGUAUUAAUUUGUGAAAAAUUAUUAAAAUUUGUUAUAACGAUAAAGCUGCCCUUUCAUACAGCGAAUUUUUCGUUGCGUGAAUUUGCACUUUAAUUUGUUAUUCGCUAGCAGAGUUGCAAGAUUCCAACCUGUGAGUCACAGAGUCAUGGCGAUGGGGAAGCACGCACACAGCGAGAAGGCAUGUCCGUAGAUGCCGGAGCGCUCACGGACACGUCUUCUCACUGUAUGCGUGCUCCCCCACCGCUAUGACUCUAUGACUCUCGAGUUGGAAUCUUGCAACUCUGGUCGCUAGGCGUCGCAUGCUUACAGCGCUUUACUCGUAUGCAAAGUACAGCCAUGAAUAUUAUAAGUAGACAGCUCUAGAAGCUGUUCGUUUACGCAGUGUGAGUUACGUUACGUGGCUCUUCUUUCUCUUACGCUGAUUUUUAAGGCCCGCGACUAUUUGCGAAUAUUAAAAUUUUAUACAUUGAUUAAUUGUUUAAUCCUUGAAAAUGAAUAAAGAUAUAAGAUCGUUUUUUAAAAAACCCAGACUUGAAAAUGAUAGUUCUCAAGAAGAAUCUUUUCCUUCCACCUCCAUGCCAUCAGUUAGUGUUUGCUCUUUCAAUGAUCCUUUCACAUCAGUUCAAGAUACUCUUACUGCCGAUAUAAUCGUUUCUCAAAAUUUUGAAAAAUACGACAUAGGACAUUAUAUUAAUUUAAAAUUAUCUAACGAGCAGAAAUAUGACGUAAUGACUAAUAUUUGGGUUCCUUCGGAAAAAUAUAAUUUUAAAAAUGAAGGGCAACAGCGAAAUUUUCGUGCCGAUUGGUUAAAAUUAUAUUCAUGGUUAGCAUACUCUGAAAUUUCUGGAGAUGGUUUGUGCAAAUUUUGCGUUAUUUUUAAACAAAAUGUACAUAGAGGUUUUCAAGGUGCUUUUAUUAUAAAAGCGUUUAACAAAUAUAAGAAAUUCCACGAAGCUGCACAUAAUCACGAAAAAUCACAAUGGCAUAUAAGUGCCGUUGAAGAUGGUACGAAUUUUCUUCAUAUUAUGCAAAAUAAAAAAGUAAGCAUUAUUAAUCUAGUUUCCGAUUCCAGAGCUAAAUUAAUUGAAAUAAAUCGAAAGAAACUAGAGCCCAUUAUAUCUACAAUUGUCUUUUGUGGUACACAUGAUCUUCCAUUGCGCGGUAAAAAAUCGGAUGAAGGAAAUUUCAGAGAUUUGCUGAAGUUUCGAAUUGAAUCUGGCGAUAAUAUUUUAAAAGAGCACUUGAAAGGGCCAAAGAAUGCUCAAUACACUUCAGUGAGAAUUGAGCAUGAGUUAAUCAACAUUUGCGAAAAAGUUAUUACUAAAGAUAUAGUGAAAUUAGCUAAUGCAUCCGAAGGCUUCUCGAUUUUAGCCGAUGAAACAGCAGAUAUCGCUGGAGUUGAACAACUUUCAUUUGGAAUCAGAUUUGCUUUUUUUCAGAACGAAAAAUUGUCCUUGCAUGAAGAAUUUUUGGGAUAUGUUGCAUUAAAAAAAUUUGACGCUCAUUCCAUUGCAAAUGUGAUUUUGGAAAAAUGCCAAAAAUUAAAUUUAAAUAUGGAAAAAUGUGUGGAUCAAGGCUAUGAUGGGUGUUCAACCAUGGCAGGAAAAGAAAAUGGAGUAAAAGCCAUUAUUCAAUGCAAGUACCCAAAUAUUAAUUUUAUUCAUUGUGCCUCACAUAGAUUAAAUUUAGUAAUCAAUGACUUGAAUGCACUACCAGAAAUUCGAAACGCAAUUGGAAUAAUCAAAGAAAUAAUUAAAUUUUUCAGGGAGAGUAACAUUCGAAGACAGUUAGUUCCUUCAAUUCCAAUGCUUUGUCAAACACGAUGGUGUGAACAACAUAAAUCUAUUCGUAAAUUUAAAGAGGGAUUUAUAAAAAUUUUGGACGAACUUGAUAAAAUUUCGAAUAGUACAAGCGAUGCUAAAACUAAGUCCUAUAUGCUCUAUUGUGCUGCCACAAAGCCAUCGUUUGUGAUAUGUUUAUUUAUUAUUUCCAAAUAUUUAACUUUAUUGGAACCAAUUACACUUAAAUUGCAAGAUAAAGACAUCAAUUUAAUUGAUGCUCAAAAUCAUAUUAAACAAUUGGUUACAAUAUUAGACCACGAUCGACAGAGUGAUGUCUUUACACAUAUUUACAAAGAAUGUGAGGAUUUGUGCACCGAGCUUGAUAUUCAAUUAAAAAUACCUCGAACUGCUAUUCACCAAACGAAAAGAGCAAAUUAUAAUACAAAUGACCCACAUACUUAUUAUAAAUUAUCAGUAUUUUUACCAUAUAUUGACUCAAUUAAAACUUCAUUAAAUACGAGAUUUUCAGAAGAAAAUACCACCGUUUUUCAGCUCUUUAAUAUCUACCCACAAGAACUACGUAAAGUUAAUCACGAUCAAUGCAACAAUAUAUUUCAAUCUAUCGAAAAGACUUACAAAUGUAAUUUAAACGAAGAAAAACGUGUUUAGUAUCAAAUAGUAAAUUCAAACCCUGAUUUAUCUACAGCUGAAGAUAUGAUUAAAGCUGCAAAAUUUGUACCUAAGAUACAAACUUUGCUUCUUAAAUCUUUAGCUUUACCGGUAACUACAGCCACCAUUGAACGAUCCUUCAGUACGUUACGGCGAGUAAAAACUUGGCUACGAUCAACCAUGUGCCAAGAUCGUAUCAGCGGUCUUUGCAUGCUAAGUGUACACAGAGAACAAAUAAAAAAGGAAGGUCAAGAAUUUAUUAAAAAAAUAAUAGAUGAUUUUGCUCUCGAUGAUAGGAGAAUUGCACUUGCAUUUCCUAACACAAAUAUAACAUAAAAUUAAAAUAUAAUUUUAAGAU